Molecule: messenger RNA, 2388 nt
Organism: Pelodiscus sinensis (Chinese soft-shelled turtle)
Lineage: Eukaryota; Metazoa; Chordata; Testudines; Trionychidae
Source: RefSeq, a predicted model, not a curated record
AUGUCCAGGUACAAGAUCAAUAUUUUGGGCAUUAGUGAAAUGAGAUGGACUGACUCAUGGAUGCUAACACUUGGUUCAGGGGAGACUGUCUGUUACUCUGGAAGGUCAGAUGGGCAGCAUCAAGAAGGGGUUGGCAUCAUCAUGGAUAUUCAGGCUCAGAAGAGCUUUCUGGGAUGGGAACCAGUCAACUCUCGUAUCAUCAGAACGAGAUUCUUUUCCAGCUACGCCAAAACCACCAUUAUUCAAUGCUAUGCACUCACCGAACAAGCUACAGAGGAGGAGAAGGACUUAUUCUAUAGCAACCUGCAAGAGCAGAUAGACAAGACACCUCGCCACGACAUUUUGAUCGUAAUGGGGGAUCUGAAUGCAAAAGUCAGGUUGGAUAAUGAAGGCUACGAAUCCUGCAUAGGUCCAGAGGGUGUCUGCAAAAGAAACGAUAAUGGACAGCGUUUUGUAGAUUUGUGCCUGGAGAAUGGUCUGGUGAUAGGAGGCACUGUCUUUCAACAUACGACAAUACAUAAGUUGACCUGGAUAUCUCCAGAUAGAAGGACUUGUAACCAAAUUGAUCACAUUGCUAUCAUCCAGAAGUGGAGAAGAUCCAUGAGAGAUGUCCGAGCGCUGAGAGGAGCAGAUGCCAACAGCGAUCAUCAUCAUCUUCUUUGUAAGCUGCAGCUCAAGCUGAAAUGGUUGAAAAGGACAGACAGAAAGACUGGUGGCCAGUUAUUUGACUCCAGUAGACUAAAACAUCCAACAGUGAAGCUCCAGUUCACUCUAGAGCUGUCCAACAGAUUUAGCCUGCUUGAAGACCUGAUAGCAGAUUAUAUUAAUAUCUACUGUGAGGAGAUCCAGAAGGUAUACCUGGAAACCAGCAAGAUUGUACUGGGGAACAAGAAGAAACAGAGAAGGGAGUGGAUUUCAGAUGCUACAUGGCAGCUCAUUGAGAACAGAAAGGCUAACCAGCGCAUACUUGCAGGCAGUGACGAAGAUAAAAUAACAGCUGGUCUCUUCAACAGGCUCGGGGAAGAAGAGAGGGUACCGGAGGCCUGGAAGAAGGGCAUCAUUGUGAAGUUACCCAAAAAAGGCGAUCUGUCCAUCUGUGGGAAUUGGAGAGGCAAAUUGCUGUCUAUGCCGGGAAAGAUUUUCUGCAGAGUCCUGCUACAGAGAAUGCGAAAGGUCACUGAGAAAAUCCUCAGGGAAGAACAGUCUGGCUUCAGAAGUGGAAGGUCAUGCACAGACCAGAUCUUCGUCCUAUGCACCAUAGUGGAGCAGUCAAUAGAGUGGAACUCUUUGCUCUACAUUAACUUCAUCGAUUUUGAAAAGGCAUUUGAUAGCAUCCGCCACCCCUCACUCUGGAGGAUUCUACAAGCAUACGGGUUCCCUGAGAAGGUCAUUAAGAUCCUCAAGGACCUGUACGCUGAGAAUCAAUGCUGUGUGCGACAUGAAGGACAGCAGAGUGACUGGUUUCACGUGAAGACAGGGGUCAGACAGGGCUGUGUAAUCUCACCUGUUAUCUUCCUUGUGGUCAUCGACUGGGUGAUGCGCAGAGCCACUGAGGGCAGAUCAAGGGGAGUGCUAUGGGGACUGACUGCUCGGCUUGAGGACUGUGACUUCGCAGAUGACCUGGCGCUUCUCGCGCAUGAUCAGCAGGACAUCCAAGAAAAGACCGACAUUGUUGACUGAACAGCCAGAAGCAUUGGGCUCAGAAUUCACCCUGGCAAGUCCAAAGUGAUGAAACUGAGGACAACUAACACCGAUAAAACCAUCGUCCCGGGUGAAGAGUUAGAGGAAGUAAAUGACUUCUGGUAUCUCUGCAGUUACAUCUCGGCGGACAGCAACAUCAACAAAAAGAUCUCCGCUAGAAUUGCCCUGGCAGCGCAAGCCUUCCAAAUGCUUAACAUUUGGAAGUGGUCACUGUUGCAGAACAGGACUAAACUGAAGAUCUAUAGGUCGAAUGUGCACUCAGUCCUGCUGUAUGCUGUAGAGACUUGGAGGACUAACAAGAAGAUUGAGAGCAGACUCAGAGGCUUUGAAGGACGGUGCCUUCAUUGUAUCCUCAGAGUCCGCUGGGAACAGCAUGUUACCAACAAGGAGAUAAGCCAACACACUGGCAUCAACAAUGUUGUGGACGAGAUCAAGCAGAGAUGCUGGAGAUGGCUGGGGCAUGUCCUUCAGAUGAACGAAACAAUACUCCCUCAUGUGGCACUCAGAUGGAUUCCACCUGGAAAGCGUGAAAGAGGGAGGCUGUUGGGCACCUGGAGGAGGACUGUGGAGGAGGACAUGAAAAGGAAGGGCACGACCUGGGAAGAAGUCAGCCGGCUUUCUCAGGACUGUGAAGGCUGGAGAAGAUUCGUUGGCACCUUAUGCUCCAUCAGGAGCAAAGAGAAUUAA